Molecule: messenger RNA, 633 nt
Organism: Cucurbita pepo subsp. pepo (vegetable marrow)
Lineage: Eukaryota; Viridiplantae; Streptophyta; Magnoliopsida; Cucurbitales; Cucurbitaceae
Source: RefSeq, a predicted model, not a curated record
AUGGGGAAUAAUUGCCUUGGGAGUAAGACGAAAUCGACGGCGGAGAUUGUGCCUCAGGAGUUCAUUAGAGGCUGUAGCGAUUCCACGGCUUCGAAUCCGGUCGUACGGCUUUAUGGCCCUCCGAAUAAUGCUCUUACCUGCUACAUCCGAUUUGCUUUGCUUUACAAGUCUGUGAAACACAGUUUUAUACCUUCUGAGACGACGCAUUUCGGCUCUGAUUCGCCGGCUAUUCGGAUCGGGACCGAGACCGUUUCCGGUUCACGCGAUAGGUUGCUUCGGUACAUAGACAAUAAGUUUCCUCACCCGCCGCUGGCAAUAUCGAGCCGCCGCGUCGACGAUGACGAAACGACGCAGUUGGUUGCGUUGACUGUGGUGUCGCUGCAGCAUAAGAGCGUGUUGUGGCAUUUGGAGAGGAUGUUGAGAUGGGCGAAGGAUCUGGCGAUGAAUGAACAACUUGUUACUACAUCCAAUAAUGCAGGAUUAUGCAAAGCUUCAAACGAAGAGCAUGCAAGGGAUCUACCCAUCAUGAAUGGCAUCAAAGAAGACAUUAAGUCCACUGUUGUUUUAGACGUGGGAAGUUCAGUUUGUCAAGAAGCGCUUUCCAACCUUUCCAAACGGCUCAAGUUACUGCAG